Molecule: messenger RNA, 1365 nt
Organism: Nilaparvata lugens (brown planthopper)
Lineage: Eukaryota; Metazoa; Arthropoda; Insecta; Hemiptera; Delphacidae
Product: MMS19 nucleotide excision repair protein homolog
Exons: 7
Coding region: 214-1365 (383 amino acids)
Biological process (GO): iron-sulfur cluster assembly
Cellular component (GO): cytosolic [4Fe-4S] assembly targeting complex
Source: RefSeq, a predicted model, not a curated record
GUGGUCGUUUUCUCCGUCCUCUUCCUUCCAUCGCUAGCUAACUCUUCUCUUUCUCUCGCAUUUUCUGUUGCUUUUAUCAUCGUAUUUAUCAUGCUAUCCUGCACAACAUCAAAUACCAAACGGGGCUCAACACUGUUCUUGCAAUUCUUGCAGAACAUGCUCUAGGAAAACCACGUGAAUAGGUUAUAUAAGUUUUGUUUAUCUUUCGUCAAAAUGUCUGUUGAAGAAGCGGCUGAAAAACUUGUCAGGGAAAUAGAAACAACAACCGAUUUAAAUUCCUACUGCACUCAACUAGGAGAUGACAUAAUGCGUGGGGAUCUGAGUAUUUUGAAACUAGUGGAAUGGCUUGGUCCUCUCCUGACCAAUACAAGAGUGACAGAUAGAGAAAAAGGCACUCUAAAUUUGUCUUAUGUGCUGGCAUCAUUGCGACCUGACUUCUUAUCUGAGAAAGAGCUGUUCUUUUUGACAGCUUUCUAUUGUGAUCGCACCUUAGAUCACCAUUCGCUUUCCUCAGCCAUUCUUCAAGGAGUGUCGGCAUUGAUCAGAAUGAAUAACCUACCCGCCGAUUCUCCCAAACUGAUUUUUUCAUCAAUUUUUGCCAAUGUACACUGUCAGACAUUGAUGCAAUCGGAAAGGAAUGCACUUUACAAAAUAUUCCAGUACUUUCUUGUUCAUAAAUUAACUGAUAUAGUGCCAUUGGGAGUGGAUUUUGUUCUUGGUUUUAUCACUGCAAUCGAUGGAGAAAGAGAUCCAAACAAUUUGAUAUUGUUGUUCUCGAUUUUGCCAAGAUUUUUAACCAGUUUUACUUUGGGACAUCUCACUGAAGAAGCAUUCAGUAUCAUAUCUUGCUAUUUUCCAAUUGACUUCAAUCCCAGUGGAGACGAUGAUAAAGCAAUAACCAGGGAAGACUUGGCUCAAGCACUGUUGCCAUGUCUGAUAGCCACCCCAGAAUUUGCUGAAUUCUGUAUCGAAAUGGCCCUUGAGAAACUUGCCUCUAAUCGUCGUGUUGCGAAAGUUGACUCUCUUCAUGUCUUGAAAGAAGGAUUUAAAACCGUUUGGAACAGUGCCAACGUUGAGCCCCAUCUGACUGAGAUAUGGACAGCACUGAAAAGUGAACUAAUACCUGGCAAUUCGGACUUGGACGUGCGAUGUUCAGCUUCAGAGACGUUGAGUGAACUGCUCAAACUAUUCAGUCGACAAAGACCGGCUUUACUUGCUUCUUUUCUCUCUGAUAUUUUGUCAAGCACUUGUGGACUUUUGUCCGACACCCGACUCAGUCUGUUUUCGCCAGCAGUUGAUCUACUUGAAGUAACCGCCAAAUCAUCGGAACUCGCUUGUAAACAAGUCGUUUCUAAUGUAAGUUGA